Messenger RNA from Coregonus clupeaformis (lake whitefish), 1183 nucleotides. Its product is annotated as hydroxyacyl-thioester dehydratase type 2, mitochondrial-like. The record is from RefSeq and is a predicted model, not a curated record. Bases 1 to 534 code for a protein of 177 amino acids. The transcript has a single exon. Lineage: Eukaryota; Metazoa; Chordata; Actinopteri; Salmoniformes; Salmonidae.
AUGAGCUUCAUUUUCAGAAAUUUCUUUAGUAAACAACAUUUGUGCUCUGCUUUCAACUCUGCAGCCCUUAACCGCAUUCAAAGGGCCAGGGGCCCCCUGCCGUUGGCUACGUUACCCCAGCCACGUCACCUCCAUGUCGGGGAGCGGGCCUCGCUCACCAAGGCCUUCAGCGCCAGGGACGUGGCGCUCUUCGCCGAGCUCACCGGGGACGUAAACCCCAUUCACCUUGACCCGACCUACGCCAAGACCACGUCGUUCGAGAUGCCCAUCGUCCAUGGCGUGCUGAUAAAUGGACUGAUCUCGGCCAUCCUGGGGACCAAGAUGCCGGGGAGCGGCUGUGUCUUCCUGUACCAGGAGAUCAGGUUCCCGGCGCCGCUGUACAUCGGGGAGGAGGUGCUGGCUGAGGCAGAGGUGAAGAAGAUCAAGAUGUCGUUCGCCUUCAUCGCAGUGACCUGCUCUGUCAAAGAUAAAGUGGUCAUGGAGGGGGAGGUCAUGAUUAUGAUGCCAGAGGAUCAGCAACCAAGGGCGCGAUGAUGUUAAGUUGGAGGGAAUAUUGUAGCCUCAAAUCCCACUCCGUUUGUGCUAACAUUCCACUCCUUGUCAUGCCAAACAGCACUAACGGACUGCAUUUGAGGCUAGUUGGUGGAGAAUAUUGUAGUAUCUCUUGACAUGACAGACUUGAGCUAACGUGUGAUUUGGUUCUGGCGGGCAGGGAUUUAAAAAAAAAAUGUUGUGGUGAACCUGCUGAAAAGUACUUUUUGUUUAACUGGCUCUUGGAUAUCGUUUUUAUGUUUGUAUCGCUGGGUACCUGUGUGAUAGACAAUGUAUCCGUCUCACGGAUCUCUCUAGGAACAGCUCAGAGAUGUCUAUGUUGUGGGAUGUGCCUCACUGCCUCUCCAAAGCAUCUUCUGACAAAUGCCUGUUAAAUCAGUGGCAUUGGAAUGGUCCUUGUUUUGUGUGUGUGUGUUCUUAAUUUUCUGAUAACUGUUAUGGUCUUGUGCUCUUGUAUUACAAAUAAUUGUGCCCAAUGUUCUUAAGUUAAAUGAUUUAUUGAAUUUUUGGCUACUUUUGUUUGAUCAAAGAUCCUUCUUAGCAGUUGUUAAAUAAAUUGCAUUAUGAAGACCUAGGUCAAUGUAUGUAGGCAUACCUGAGUUCCAAAUAAAUUGAAUCUAAGCAUUUUAAA